GGAGCUGCAGCCCCGCCCGCCCGCCGCGGGCGCCCCGCCCCUCUCCCGAGAGCUACGCGGCGGCGGCGGAGGGGAGGCCUCGUGCCGUAACGGCCAUCGCGGUGGCCGCGGCGUCGUCCCGGUGCUCUCCUCAGUGCUGAAGCUGCUGAAAGAUGGCAGAAGAAGCGGUGGUAGUAGCCAAAUUUGAUUACGCGGCCCAACAAGAACAAGAGCUGGACAUUAAGAAGAAUGAGAAAUUAUGGCUUCUGGAUGAUUCUAAGUCCUGGUGGCGAGUUCGAAAUUCCAUGAAUAAAACAGGCUUUGUGCCUUCUAACUAUGUGGAAAGAAAAAACAGUGCUCGGAAAGCAUCUAUUGUAAAAAACCUAAAGGAUACCUUAGGCAUUGGAAAAGUGAAAAGAAAACCUAGUGUGCCAGAUUCUGCAUCUCCUGCUGAUGAUAGCUUUGACCCAGGGGAACGGCUCUAUGACCUCAACAUGCCUGCUUAUGUGAAAUUUAACUACAUGGCAGAGAGAGAGGAUGAAUUGUCAUUGAUAAAAGGGACGAAGGUGAUCGUCAUGGAGAAAUGCAGUGAUGGGUGGUGGCGGGGUAGCUACAAUGGACAAGUUGGAUGGUUCCCUUCAAACUAUGUAACUGAGGAAGGUGAAAGUCCUUUAGGUGACCAUGUAGGUUCUCUGUCAGAGAAAUUAGCCGCAGUCGUCAAUAACCUAAAUACUGGGCAAGUGUUGCAUGUGGUACAGGCUCUUUACCCAUUCAGCUCAUCCAAUGAUGAAGAACUUAAUUUUGAGAAAGGAGAUGUAAUGGAUGUUAUUGAAAAACCUGAAAAUGACCCUGAGUGGUGGAAAUGCAGGAAGAUCAAUGGAAUGGUUGGUCUGGUGCCCAAAAACUAUGUUACCAUUAUGCAGAAUAAUCCGUUAACCUCAGGUUUGGAACCAUCACCUCCACAGUGUGAUUAUAUUAGGCCUUCACUCACUGGAAAGUUUGCUGGCAAUCCAUGGUAUUAUGGGAAAGUCACCAGGCAUCAAGCAGAAAUGGCAUUAAAUGAAAGAGGGCGUGAAGGUGAUUUCCUCAUUCGUGAUAGUGAAUCUUCGCCAAAUGAUUUCUCAGUAUCACUAAAAGCGCAAGGGAAAAACAAGCAUUUUAAAGUCCAACUAAAAGAGACUGUCUACUGCAUUGGGCAGCGUAAAUUCAGCACCAUGGAAGAACUUGUAGAACAUUACAAAAAGGCACCAAUUUUUACAAGUGAACAAGGAGAAAAAUUAUAUCUUAUCAAGCAUUUAUCAUGAUAACUGCUGACCAAAAGUGACUGCUACACAGCUAUAAUUCGUCAUGUAAUUGAAGACUGAGAAAAUGUUGGUCCAAUCGUACUUGAUUGGAAAUUGCUGUUUCUAACUCUGUAUGAGAAUUGACUAUAAUACCUAAGUAUUUUUGUUAUAACUCAGCCCAUACAAAUAUACUAUGUAUGCAAAGCAUCUGCAUAGGGCACUUCCUUAUCCUUGGUCUUCUGUUCGGUUUUUUUGCUGUUUUUGCUUCUAAUAUUAAGGUUUAUAUUUUGAAAAAAUGAUGCAGAUUGAAAGUCUUUAUAUGGGAGAAUUUCUUUGUUGCCUUUAUUUCCUUGUAAGGGCACCAUAUUAGUCACUUUCACAAUGGUUUCUCUUCAUAUAAAGUUAUUAUAUCAGUAUGUGACAUAUGCUAAAAUAAAUUUCUUGGAGAAUGUUAAUCUUUUCUGUGACUAAAUAGCAAUAAUAAAUGGAAAAUUAGAAAUUAUUUUCAGGUAUUAUAUUUGUCACAAGCCAUUGUAAAUAUCGAGUAUGUUGUGUCUGCCAUUAUUUUAAAAAAUUCAUUCAAUGUAAAGCGAAACAAAUGGAACAUAGGUUAGAAAACAUGUCUUGUACAAUUUCAAUUUUCAACUGUUGGAAACAAAAAUCUCUAAAUUUUGAAAAAUGUUUUUUUGGUGCUUCUCUCUCAUCUGGUUUUUCAAGAGAAAAAAGCAGUCAGUCACUGAGAUAUUUAGCUUUUCAAACUAAAUGGAUGCUCUAGUGUUAUUUUUUCCCCUAAUGUUGUGUUACCAAAGCAUCUUGUAUUAGAAUAUGUUAUAUCUGUGCCAAUGUGGAAUAAAGCUAUGGCCAAGAUUUGGGGUAAGAGGAGGCAAUAAGAUACUUAGUUUCCCCCCAUCCGUAAACAUCAAUAAUUAUCAGGCAUAGUAUUUCUAUUUUCUUUUCCUCCUUUCAGCUUUGAGUUUUGUUGACUGGGACACUAAAAUUGAUGUAUACCUGGGGAAAAGAUAAGAUGUGCUCAUGGUUAGAGAAAAUUGUUUUUAAAAUCUUAUUUUUGCAGGUGCUUCCAUCAUGUUUUUGUUUACCAAGCAGAAGUUUGGGUGUAUGGAUGAAAGGUUACUAGAGAGUAUUGAAUCAACUUCUGUAGGUCACAGAAGAAAACAAGUUGUGUUUUAUGGUCACAGCUUUCUUCUCCAUUAUUAAUUCUGGAGAUUUAAAUUUAAGCAAAGCAACCUUCAAUAUUUUAAUUGAAAAUACUUAUUAAAACCACAUAACUUAGUAAAUGGUAGGAAGUCAUAUGAUAUUUUCAAAAAUUUCUCCAAUGCUGCCUAAGCAAAUGAAUGUUUCCAUUCCUUAAUAAUUAGAAACAGACAUUUAAUACGCCAGAAUUACUGAGGUUAAAAUUAAAAUUGUCUAAUUCAUGAGGUAUUUGGGUUUUUUAAUUUGUUUUAUUUUAAAUAUUUUUUUAUUCUUUAAAUCUUAAAAUCAUUUAAAGACUUAUGUUGCCACUGGGUGGCAGCCCUGGCUUCUCCCACUAAGCAACAGGAGUCAGCAAAUAUAAUUAAGAUAUUGAUGUAUAGUCUUUCAUCUUCGUUACAUCUGCUUUUAAAGCCUUUUCGUUCAUGUUUCGUUAUCUUUCUCAGUCCCCUUUUGUUUAUUAGGGUGAUUAUUAGUAGGUAAGUUUAAUGGAAAUAAAAGUAAUGUAUGCUUACCUUUUUUGCUGUAAAGUCACUUGAAUAUAAAUUGAAGGAAAUAGUUUUAAAGUGGUUGUAAAAUGACUGGGUAGUAAAAAUCUUUUCAUUUCA
Molecule: messenger RNA, 3079 nt
Organism: Ceratotherium simum simum (southern white rhinoceros)
Lineage: Eukaryota; Metazoa; Chordata; Mammalia; Perissodactyla; Rhinocerotidae
Source: RefSeq, a predicted model, not a curated record